Molecule: messenger RNA, 3029 nt
Organism: Tribolium castaneum (red flour beetle)
Lineage: Eukaryota; Metazoa; Arthropoda; Insecta; Coleoptera; Tenebrionidae
Gene: yata
Product: yata
Exons: 10
Coding region: 138-2540 (800 amino acids)
Biological process (GO): protein phosphorylation
Molecular function (GO): protein kinase activity; ATP binding
Source: RefSeq, a predicted model, not a curated record
AGCAAAACUAGUUUCCUCUUUUACCGGCCAUUAUGUACGACGUCAAAAUUUGUGACAUUUAGGUUAGAUUUUUAAAACUUUGUACAAAUUUCGUAUAAUUCAGCAUAAAUCCAGCAUAUAAUCGCUAAGCUAGUGUCAUGUGGUCAUUUUUCUCCCGCGAUCCUUCCAAAGACUUCAACUUUGAAGUCGGAGAGUUAGUCAAGGGGCUUGACGAACGGAGUGUAUGGACUUUACAUAAGGGCAAAAGAAAGGGCACAAAUGAGGAAGUUUCAGUGUUUGUUUUUGAUAUAAAGGGUGGAUCAGAAACACAGUUAGAAAUUGCCAAAGCGGCAGUUAAACGGCUAAAAACAUUGAGACACCCUAGUAUUUUAACUUAUUUAGAUAGUUACGAAUCGGAUAAGGUUUUGUAUUUAGCGACAGAACACGUUGAACCGUUGGCUAGUCACUUAGAGAAGUUGACGAUAGAAGGGGCUCAAAAGGAUUUGUAUAUUGCCUGGGGGCUGUUCCAAAUCACGCGAGCUUUGUCUUUCUUAAAUAAUGACGGUAAUUUGAGACACAACAAUGUUAACAUUUGGUCAGUUUUUGUCAAUUCUUCCGGUGAGUGGAAGCUGGGAGGUGUUGAAUAUGUCUCAAGUGCUCAAGACAACUCCAAUGUUACUAUUAAAAUCAUACCAUCGUUGGAAAUGUACGACCCUCCUGAAAAAAAUGACCCAACUAAACAGCGGUCAAUUACGAAAUGUUCUGCCGAUAUGUGGGGGCUGGGUUGUCUAAUAUGGGAAGUUUUCAAUGGUCCUUUAUAUCAACAGUCUUCUUUGAAACUCCUAGACAAGAUUCCUAAACAGUUGGGUCCAUUAUAUUGCGAGUUAGUUGGAGCGAAUCCGUCAUCAAGGCCUAAUCCUGCCGAUAUUAUAACUAGAUGCCGAAAGCUCGGCGGCUACUUUAAAAACGAUCUUGUAGACACUUUACUAUUUUUAGAAGAGAUUCAAAUUAAGGACAAAAACGAGAAAAACCGAUUUUUCUCAAACCUAACACCACACUUAGACAACUUCCCCGAAAGCGUGUGUAAGCACAAGAUUUUGCCCCAGUUGAUAACAGCCUUUGACUACGGGGACGCCGGAUCUGCAGUUCUAGCCCCCAUGUUUAAGUUGGGCCAACUCCUUGACGAAGCCGAAUACCAGAAAAAAAUCGUGCCCUGCGUGGUCAAACUAUUCGUAAGCAACGACAGAGCAACAAGGUCCCGACUUUUGCAACAACUUGAACACUUCAUCGGUCAUUUGCAAGCUGCGACCGUAAACGAACAAAUUUUCCCUCAAAUUGCUCACGGGUUUAUGGAUACCAACCCCACAAUUCGCGAACAGACUGUCAAAUCUGUGAUACAUCUAGCACCUAAAUUAAGUUACAACAAUUUAAACGUGGAGGUUUUGCGGCAUUUUGCGCGGCUCCAGUCGAAGGACGAUCAAGGGGGCAUUCGCACCAACACUACGGUGUGUCUGGGGAAGAUAGCACAACAUUUGCAUCCGCAAAUUAGGCAAAAAGUCCUCAUUUCGGCGUUUAUACGAGCGAUGAGGGAUCCCUUUCCUCCGGCACGUAACGCAGGCAUUUUGGCCUUGGCUGCGACGCAACAGUAUUAUCUUUUGAACGAAGUUUCGUCGAGAAUUUUGCCGGCAUUGUGUCAGUUAACGAUGGAUCCGGAAAAGUCGGUCCGGGAUUCGGUUUUUAGGACGAUUAAAGGGUUUUUGGGGAAGUUGGAGAAGGUGUCAGAGGAUCCCAGCUUGAGGGAGAGUAUGGAGGCCGAUGUCAAUACUGCAACCCCGAGUCUAAGCAACGCAGCCGCCACGUGGGCUGGGUGGGCUGUUACAGCAGUUACAGCGAAAUUCUACAGAAGUCAAUCAGAUACAGUCAAAUCAAUGAAUCCUAUGGCCAGUAAAAUGUUAACUAAACCGGCUUCACUAGAACAACCAUCGAGUAGCAGCAUUUCAACGACCACUUCUAGUGUUACUUCUAUGACGUCUUUAGAACACGAGGAGGGAAGUCGAGGAAACGAAUCAGUUUCUGACUAUGAUUAUGACCACUGGGGCGACAACGACAACUGGGGGGACAUGGAGACCGCCGGUCAGAUGGCUAGUAGUAGUGGCAGCGGGGGCGGUGGAGGCACCAGCGACCCCGCUAGCCCCCCGUCAGGGUCUGGUACUAACAAAAUUACAGACGGUUGGGAUAACGAAGAAUGGGGCAGUCUUGAAGAAGAGCCGGAGGUCGAAGCUGAACUUACAAGCCCUUCAGAAGCGUGGAGCCCCAGUGAUACGACCCCGAUAAUCCCCGAAUCGUACGAACACGGUUUGAGUAACAGGAAAUCGGCUAAUAAUUGGGGCGAUUCUGAGUUUGAACCGUUAGAAGAGCAACCAUCUACCACUAAUCCAAAGUUAGAAGAAGCCAAAAAGAAGCGAGAAGAGAGGAAAUUAAUGCGGCAAAAGGAGUUAGAAGCACGGCGGGCCAGUCGGACAACGGGUGGACCAAUGAAACUGGGGGCUAAAAAAUUAUAAAUGUCGAAUUAAAUGGAAUUAAACAGACUUAAAUAUACACCAAACUUGAUACAGACAUAUCUUGAAGCAUUUUGUCCCAAUUUUGAUUAGGAAUAGUGGAACCGGCAUAAUUAUACUGAGGAUAAUUAGUGUGUUAAUGUAGUCUAAUUAUUGAUUUGGUCUUGUUUUUCUACGGAAUUCUAAACGUGUACCAACAAUAACAUGCUUUUUGUGUACAUAAUAUGCAAUUUUUAAAGUAUAAAAACACGAUACCGACGAUGUGAAUAAUGGUUUCGUUUCUGUCGCGGUUCUUCCUCGGCUUUUUAUAUCAAAUAAUUGUAAACAUUUGCAUGCUGGUUGUAUUUAUGUAAAUAAUUUUACAGAUGUUUUAAUAUGUAUGAUAUUGUUUAAAUAACUUUAUUUCUGUAUAUUUUUCUUUACUAUUUGCGUUAACUGAAUUAUAUUUUUCUAUGUAUGUAUUACAUUACCAGAAUAAAUUUGUUUCAAGCA